Molecule: messenger RNA, 827 nt
Organism: Teleopsis dalmanni
Lineage: Eukaryota; Metazoa; Arthropoda; Insecta; Diptera; Diopsidae
Exons: 2
Coding region: 279-827 (182 amino acids)
Source: RefSeq, a predicted model, not a curated record
UUGUAUUAGACAUUCAAAAUCCAUUAACCGACGUACCAGGAUCAACAUCAUAUCCUUUAUAUCCUAUGAUUAAUUGUGCUAAAUUAGUAAGCUCUGAUUUGCCUGCAUCAACAGACAUUAAUCAUUCUGACUUAGCAGUAUCCGAUAUUUCGUCACAACUCCAAAUAGUAAGCUCUGAUAUUUCUACACAAUUUAUAAUGUCAAGCUCUAAUUUGCCUGCACAAGUGGAUUCAUCUCAACCAAAUUUAACAAACUCUACUUAACCUGUAUUCUUGAACAUGAAUCAAUCAAACUUAUUAGGAUGUAAUUUGCCUGCACUUAUGGACUUCCAUUCACCUAACCAAAUAGGUUCUUUAGCAACUUCUAAUUUUUCUGCAUCUGUGGGUUCUCAACAAACAAAAGAACAAAUUGAAUAUAGACAUAUUAUUAAAUCUACUAAUAAAGUAGAAGAAAAUGUGAAUGUGGUACAAAAACAACUGCAUACACAGCCAACAACAUCAAUAUGUUGUGGUGUAUCUAAUAUUCAACCGGAUGCUGGACAACCUUCCAAGGCAAAUUCAUCUUCUGCUAUAUCAUCUAUAGAUCAUACCUCAACUAUGAAUACAAAUUCUAUUCAAAAUAUUCCUGCAUGUACCACAACAAAGCUUGUCACUAUGGAUAUAUACCCACAGAAAAAUACAGAUAAACACAUAGAUAUAACCUCAGCCAACUCAGUGAAUAAUGCUAUGUCAAAAACUUCUCAUAUAAAUUCAAAUAUAGAACAAGGUAUAAUUAUUUUAUAUUUACAUUAUAUACAAACAACACAAUAUAUACGAUACAAUAUAUGA